AAUGGAAACGUUAAAAGAAGCCUUAAGUAAAGCUGCCAACGAAGUAGAAUUAUUAUUAAGUAACGGUGGCUGGAGUUAUAAGCCUACUUAUAGAGCUGUUUUAGCCAAACAGGGCUAUUAUGUCAAACAAACUAUUGGUUCGGGAAGUUAUUCAAAAGUUAAAUUAGCAGUUGAUUACGACAAUAAAAGAAAAUUAGUUGCUAUAAAAAUUAUAGAUAGGCAAAAAGCGCCAAAAGAUUAUCAAGAUAGAUUCUUACCAAGGGAAUUAUCUAUUUGGUCGAGUCUUCGCCAUCCUAACCUUGUUAAUUUACAUCGAUAUUUUGAAUCAAAUCAAAAAGUUUUCAUGAUACUGGAUUAUGGUAUUAAUGGAGACGCUUUAGAAUAUAUUCAAAAGAAGGGGGCGAUAAGUGAAAGGAAUGCUUGUAGGUGGUUUCGACAAACAAUUUCAGCCGUUGGUUAUAUGCAUGCGCUUGAUAUCGCUCAUAGGGAUUUAAAAUUGGAAAAUCUUCUUUUGAAUAAAACUUGGGAUAUUAUAGUUUGUGAUUUUGGUUUUGUCAAAGACGAUUGUAAAAGUUUAAGUUCAACAUUUUGUGGUUCAAAAUCAUACGCUGCACCCGAAAUACUAUUAGGUAAUCCUUACCUACCGAAGAAAGCUGACGUGUGGGCUCUUGGAGUAAUACUAUACAUCUUUAUAACUGGACAAAUGCCUUUCAGCGAAGCAAAAGGAACAAAAUCUAUUCUCAACGAGCAGAGAUCUUUAAUAAAUAACUUUCCCAAGUGUCAAAAAAUCCCUUCCCUAGUUCGUGAUCUUGUUCGUAACCUAUUCACCUACGACUUCUAUAAGAGACCGGAAAUAGAAGCAAUUUGGUCAAAUAAUUGGAUAUUAAACCAUAACGGGCUAAUAAGCAGAAAAUCAAAUAAAUUGUAA
Dimorphilus gyrociliatus is the source of this 928-nucleotide messenger RNA. The record is from the annotation of a GenBank genome assembly. Lineage: Eukaryota; Metazoa; Annelida; Polychaeta; Dinophilidae.